This is a messenger RNA of Osmia lignaria (orchard mason bee), 1590 nucleotides long. RefSeq lists its product as uncharacterized. Lineage: Eukaryota; Metazoa; Arthropoda; Insecta; Hymenoptera; Megachilidae. The record is from RefSeq and is a predicted model, not a curated record.
UUCCGAUGCAAAUGAAUGAGAAUCACUGAACGUAAAGAUAGUAUUAAGUGUAUAUUGGCGCGAUAUCAUUUAAAAGCGUCUGAAUACAAUUUUAUAAAAUACGAUAUAAACAUGGAAAUGCAUACAAUUAUUAACGAUAUUAUUAAUAAUGAAAAUGAUUGUGAAACAAAUAAAGAAUCUGCAAACGAGUUAAAAAGCAAGCUGAGAAAACAAAUAGAAAAUUUAAAAUUUUUAAUCUAUCAAACUGAAUGUAAUUUAGGUAUAUCAAAAUUUUCAAACACUGAAUGUUGUAUUGUUGAAUCAGAGGUAUCUAAUCCUGUAAGUCCUAAGAAAAUUCUAAAUAUCGAUGCACAGUUAGAAUCUGCAUUGUAUAAGUAUUCUGGUUUUUAUUGUGUUAAGUAUACAAAACAAGAAUGUGUAUUUAAUUUUUCAUCCUUAAAUAAAUGUGACAAAAAAAAUACUUUCGCUGUACAAAUUUUAAUGAAUAAAGAAAAAAUUACAUUAGGAAAAUGGUUAAUGCCAAUGCCAAUUGACUUGAUUGAUUUGAUGUUAGAACUGUCCAUCAAAGAGUUAAAAGACUUGCCUUACUUUUUUAAAACUUGCAAACAUUAUAAUGAUUGUUAUUUUAUGCGACAUGAACAAUUUGUUGCACUGAUGGAUAUUGUUUCUGAUACAAAAAAUUGCAACUUGCAAGCAAAUUUACAGUAUACACAAAUUAAUUUAGAACUAAUGAGAGUAUAUGAUAAAAUUAAUGAUAAAUAUAUAGAUAUAAUCAUAUAUCUUCUAUAUAAUUUUAAUGAAAUAAGACCAUAUAAAAUUAAAGUAGAUUCAAUGUCGAAGGAAACAUUAGAUCCAAAGACAAUAAAACAUUUAAAAGUAACUUUAGCAUGUUUUAAACAGUUUCAUUUAUACAAAGCAUUUAAGAAAAUAUUGAAUAAAGGAGCAUUUAUAUGGUCAAAAGAAGAAAAUGAAGAUAGUCCACUAGAAAUGAAUAAUUCAGACUGUUCGGAUAAUGAUGGAUUAUUGGGGGAGUAUUUAUUAUCAGAACAAAAAUCUUUAGAACUUUCAAAAAGGAGAAGAAAAGUAAGAAAGAAACAAAAUACAAUUAAAAGACAAAAGAUUGAUGAUGUUUUAAAUUUACCUAGUACCUCCAAAGAUACUAGACAUUCCAGAUCAUUUCAAGAUAAAAACAAAGAAAAAGAACAAGAAUUUGAGAAUAGAAAGCAACAUUCAGAAAGUGAAAAUGACAGUGAUAUUACAGAAUCAACACCACUUGUUAAUAAAUCAAAUCAAAAGAAACCAAGGCAGAGAAAACUGGAAUUUCAUAAGAAUAAAUCAAACUUGCAUGUAAAGAAUGAUGAUGUAUCUUCUAAGAUAACAUCAUUUAAAAAAAAAACAGUUUACAAGAAACAAAAUCAACCAUUUACUAGUACUCCAAAACAUGAAAAGAAGCAAGAUUCUAAAUUGAUUAUAUCAAGUAACACUGACAUUAGUGACAUUACAAUAAAUGCAAAAUAAAGUGAAGAUUAACUCUAUUAAUAAAAUUAUUAAGUAGGUACAAAUGAAAAGGAACAUAAUGUUUUAUAUGUC